This is a messenger RNA of Paramacrobiotus metropolitanus, 2379 nucleotides long. RefSeq names its product RING-type E3 ubiquitin-protein ligase PPIL2-like. Gene Ontology annotation, biological process: protein folding; protein peptidyl-prolyl isomerization; protein polyubiquitination. Lineage: Eukaryota; Metazoa; Tardigrada; Eutardigrada; Parachela; Macrobiotidae. The record is from RefSeq and is a predicted model, not a curated record. Gene Ontology annotation, cellular component: catalytic step 2 spliceosome. The transcript is spliced from 11 exons. Gene Ontology annotation, molecular function: ubiquitin-ubiquitin ligase activity; peptidyl-prolyl cis-trans isomerase activity. Bases 492 to 2126 code for a protein of 544 amino acids.
CAGUGGAGAUCGGCUCAUAUUCGGGCUGGCACGGCUAAAAAUGCGGUUCCUCGUAGACGCUAUUGUGGGACGUAUAUUCCCAUCAUUCCUGCUUUUUGGAAAAGAAAUCUUUUUCUUUCAGUUUAUUCAAAAACACUAAAAAGUUUUAGAUUUUUUUCUCUACAAAACAAGCCUAUGUGAAAUACGACUGAGGCCAUACAGAAAAAGUGGUUUUUCGCUGAUAGAGUCUCUACUUUUGCCAUUCCUUUAUCGGUUUAGGUGGAGAGUGGAUUCUAAACCACUUAAAACCUUAAAACUUUUCAGAUUUCUCAUUGCUGUAGUAGCAACUAGGAAGUACGUAUGAUCUGAUUCUUUAUUGUUUUCGGCCAUCGAAAUAUGGAGUGAUGAUUGCUACCUCUCCUGGAUUUAGAUCUUGAGUGUGGACGCAAAUGCUGUUUAUGUUUGAAUUGACUUCGAAUUCUUUGGUUUUAUUGCCAUAAUCAGAAUCUGAAAUGGGAAAACGUCAACAUCAAAAAGAUAAACUGUAUUUAACCACAACGGAAUGGAGUGGCAUUUACGGAGGAAAAGCCGCAGCUUUGGCAGCGCGUCCUGGUUCGAGCUUCGUUGGCAGGUUUCGGAGGUUGCCGUUUUACGCGUGUGCCAUAUCUCUUCAGCCCUUCGAAAACCCUUACGUGUCUCCCGAUGGAUUCGUAUUCGACCUUGUAAAUAUUUUGCCAUAUUUGAAGAAAUACGGAACGCACCCUUGCACUGGUGAGCCUCUGCAAGCCAAGGCUUUGAUCAAAGCGAAUUAUUUCAAAAAUUCCGAAGGAAAGUAUUAUUGUCCGGCUACUUAUAAACCGUUCAACGAAAAUACCCAUAUUGUCUGCAUCAAGCCGACCGGAAAUGUAUUUUCUUACGAGGCCGUGGAGAAUCUCAAUAUCAAAGCCAAGAAUUUCCGCGAUCUGAUCACAGACGCAGCCUUUCAGAAAAGCGAUAUUAUUUCGCUUCAGGAUCCCAGCAACUUGGAAAGGUUGAACAUGGAAAGCUUUCACCAUAUAAAGAACAGUUUGAAGGCCAAACCAUUAGAGGCCGGUCAAGGGUCCGGAGCAAAUCUUAAAUCCAUCAGUGUCGAAGCAAAAGCCGCUCUGGCCGAGCUGGAGAAAGACUACAAGAAGCCGCAAGACCUUUCUCUUUUUAGUGACAGUAAAACACCUUUCCGGCCAGCUGCCACCGACAGUGUGAACGCCGCCCAUUAUUCUACUGGACUGGUAGCGGCUGGAUUUACGUCGACUGUUAUGGAACCGGUGACGGUACAAACUGCUGCCAUGCUCGAUGAAGACGCCAUUCGUUAUGAUCGCGUGAAAAAGAGGCAGAAGAAGGCGUAUGUCCGUUUGAUAACCAAUUUUGGAGCGCUGAACCUCGAAAUUCAUGCUGAUAUGGCCACUAAGACCAGCGAUAAUUUCCUUCGGCAUUGCAGAGCGGGUUACUAUACAGAAACCAUCUUCCAUCGUCUGAUAAAAAAUUUCAUGAUACAAGGUGGGGAUCCCACUGGUACGGGAAAGGGUGGUGCGUCUGCUUUUGAAGGGGGAAAGGAGUUCGAGGAUGAAUUGAAAACAGGGCUCAAGCACGACGUCAGGGGCAUUGUCAGUAUGGCUAAUUCUGGACCGAAUACGAAUAAAUCACAGUUUUUCAUCAUCUUCAGGCCGCAGAAACAUUUAGAUGGCAAGCAUUCGGUAUUUGGUCGUGUCGUUGGCGGUUUGGACGUUUUGGCCAAAUUGGAGCAGAUUCCAGUUGAUGAUACUGACAAGCCUACUCAUCCUAUAAAAAUCAUCAACAUCGAAGUCUUUCAAGAUCCUUUUGCGGAUGUAGAAAAAGAGAUUGCCGAAGAACGAAAACGCAAAGCGGAUGCUGUCGCUGCUGAGACUUCGUUUCUUAAAGAAAACCCAGGCAGAAAACUGAGGCUCUUGACGAAAGCGCUUUGCCCAGGUCAAGCGGGCAAGUUGGGAAGUAUUUGGCUAAUGCAAGAAAAAGGUUACCUCAGGAUGAUGACACUCCAUCUACCAGUACGGAAACGCUUAAUAAAAAAUCGAAACUUCCCGCAGAAGGUAUCAAGUUUAAAGAUUUUAGCGCAUGGUGACGUGUUGUGAGUUAUGAAGAGGAUCAUGUUUUUGUUCUACGAAAUUUGUUUUGAAACUGUUAUGCACUACGUAGAAUGAAUAUUAUUAGUUUUGAGUCUUGACUGUUGGUGCGCGGAGUAUUGGGUGCUUUACUUUGAUACAAUGAACGAUACAAAGGAAUAACACUUUCUGGUAAAUAGCGCAGCGAAGCAGUCAACAAAUAUACUAAAAGCUGUUAAUUGCUAUCGAAAUCUGUAAAUCCGCAGUAAAUAAAUGAAUUCAG